AUGGCUACCACCACCAAGCUCAUCGCCGCCAUCCUCAUCCUCUCCCUCGUAACCCUAUCACCCAUGUGCAACGCCUGUUGUGGUAGUUGCGCUACUCCCCCACCAGUUACCCCUAGCACGGGCAAAUGCCCUAUUGACACACUCAAACUCGGUGUAUGUGCGGAUGUUCUAGGGCUAGUCCAUGCCGUGAUUGGUAGCCCACCCUCUGGUACUCCAUGUUGUGCCCUAAUCAAAGGUCUUGCCAACCUCGAAGCCGCUCUUUGCCUUUGUACUGCCAUUAAGGCUAACAUCCUUGGUAUCAACUUGAAUGUGCCUGUUACCCUAAGUGUUCUCCUUAGCGCUUGCCAGAAAGAUCUUCCAGAAGGAUUUAAGUGCUAA
Chenopodium quinoa (quinoa) is the source of this 378-nucleotide messenger RNA. RefSeq names its product 14 kDa proline-rich protein DC2.15-like. The transcript has a single exon. The coding region runs from base 1 to 378 and encodes 125 amino acids. The record is from RefSeq and is a predicted model, not a curated record. NCBI's taxonomy places the organism in Eukaryota, Viridiplantae, Streptophyta, Magnoliopsida, Caryophyllales, Amaranthaceae.